GAAUUCGACCGAUGGCGUCCGUGGCUUCCCACCGACUCUUCUCCGCCUCCUUCUCCUUCUUCUUCCUACUCCUCAUCCCUCGGCACGGUGCCUCCACGGACUUCCAGUACUGCAACAAAGAAGCUGACUAUCCGGUGAAGGUCAGCAGUGUUCAAAUAUCACCUGAUCCAAUUGCACGGGGCAAGCCAGCUAAAUUUAAGAUUACAGCCAAUGCUGGAGCUCCAAUCUCUGGAGGGAUGUUGGUAAUUGAUGUCAAGUAUUUUGGCUUUCUUGUUCACGAAGAAACUCAUGAUCUUUGUGAAGAGACAUCCUGCCCAAUCUUAAACAGUGAUUUCAUAUUAUCUCAUCAACAGACUUUGCCAUCAUAUGCACCUCCAGGUACAUAUACACUCACGAUGAAGCUGAUAGCAAACGCGAUAGAGUUGACUUGCAUCAACUUUGAUUUCAGUAUUAGAUUUGCAUCCGUUGCUGACAUCUGAAAACUAAGCUUCAACUUUGUCAAUGUGAUAUCAGAGCUGGAGUCUUUUCAUGGCUCAAUUGUAAAAAACACAUGGAAAUAAAAAUGGCAUGUAUCUAAAACCUGUGAAGACUGAUAUAAAUAUUAGAAAAGAUAUUGAUUUGAUCUC
Zingiber officinale is the source of this 626-nucleotide messenger RNA. Its product is annotated as MD-2-related lipid-recognition protein ROSY1-like. Gene Ontology annotation, molecular function: sterol binding. Gene Ontology annotation, biological process: intracellular sterol transport. The coding region runs from base 12 to 479 and encodes 155 amino acids. The transcript has 4 exons. The record is from RefSeq and is a predicted model, not a curated record. NCBI's taxonomy places the organism in Eukaryota, Viridiplantae, Streptophyta, Magnoliopsida, Zingiberales, Zingiberaceae.